GUAGUGCUCGAGCGAGUGCGAGACAUUGUACAAAGACACGAUAGUGUGAAAGUGAACACUGCAUUUAACGGCGAAUUUGUGACGGGCGAUAAACGCGCGAACAAAAAUAUAAACACUAAAAAUAGUGAACUCUUUCGAGUGUCAAAUUUGGACGAGUGGUACGAGCAGUACGUUAUCGAACCCACGUUGGCGUCGCUCGAAGAAUUCCAAGAAUGCGACAGUGGAUGGGCGUUGUCGCGAAUUCUAAAUUUGACUAUAAACGUGAACAAAUAUAAUCCAAUGCACGCGGGAUGUUACAUCGAAUUACCGCGGGAAAUUAUGUUAAAGCGAGCGGUGAUCAAUGUACGAUCCAAUGACAAUGCGUGUUUCGCGUGGUCGGUGAUCGCGGCUCUGCAUCCGGCUGAAAGGAAUACAAAUCGGGAAUUGUCGUACCCGCAUUAUACGACAGUGUUAAAUUUGCAAAACAUUACGUUUCCGAUGACGUUGAACCAAAUUAAGAAGUUCGAACAUCUCAAUGACAUCUCAAUUAACGUCUACGGUAUCAAGGAAAAGGAGAUUCUCCCGAUACGGCUGACAUCAAGGAAGAUGGAGAAGCACGCAAAUCUAUUGUACGUGCAGGAUCCGCGUGACGACAACGCGGGGCACUUUGCGUACAUCAAAGAUCUGUCCCGUCUU
This is a messenger RNA of Pogonomyrmex barbatus (red harvester ant), 675 nucleotides long. RefSeq lists its product as uncharacterized. The record is from RefSeq and is a predicted model, not a curated record. Lineage: Eukaryota; Metazoa; Arthropoda; Insecta; Hymenoptera; Formicidae.